This is a messenger RNA of Fusarium keratoplasticum, 678 nucleotides long. RefSeq lists its product as uncharacterized. The coding region runs from base 1 to 678 and encodes 225 amino acids. Lineage: Eukaryota; Fungi; Ascomycota; Sordariomycetes; Hypocreales; Nectriaceae. The record is from RefSeq and is a predicted model, not a curated record. The transcript has a single exon. Gene Ontology annotation, molecular function: alkylmercury lyase activity.
AUGGACAAUUCAAGUCUACAUGAAGCCAUUAUCUCCUCGUUCCUUACCAACCAACGUCCCCCAACUGUCAACGAGAUCGCCACCCGUUUCCAAUGCAGUGAAGCCACUGCACGACAGGGCCUCAAAGCUUUGGGAGACUACCAUGGGGUUGUGCUACACCCACAUUCCGACGAGGUCUGGGUUGCCCACCCGUUUUCAGCAGCGCCCACGACCUGCAUUGUCACAUCAGGGGAGCGCAAAUGGUGGGGGAACUGCGCCUGGUGCUCCCUUGGAGUGAUGAAGCUAGCAGGCGGCACUGCGAGUCUCACGACAAGACUCGGUGCUAUCGGCGAUGAAGUGACCCUCACCGUCGAAGAUGGAAAGCUGUUGGACAAGGGCUACGUUGUACACUUUCCAGUCCCAAUGCGAAACGCCUGGGAUAACGUCAUAUAUACCUGCUCGGUCCAGUUACUGUUCCGUGACGAAGCUGAGGUGGACGAGUGGUGUUCCACUAGGGGAGUCCCCAAGGGCGAUGUGCGGCCAGUUGAGCAGAUUUGGGAUUUUGCUACGGAAUGGUACGGACGCCAUGCUGAUGCCGACUGGAUGAAGUGGUCAUUGAACGACGCGGUAGAAAUCUUUCGCCGUCAUAACCUGACUGGCCCAACUUGGACGAUUGGGGGCGACGCAGGGCGCUUUUAG